GAGCCACUAUCCCUCUCAAGCUUUUAGAAUUUAACAGGGAAGUCUGUAUUGUGUGGCUCUAUUUUUUGGCAAAAUGACCACUUCCAUCAAGCAAUACACUUCCUCCUCUUCCUCUAAGAAAGGGGCUUCAUGCAGUUUUGGUGGAGGGUCUUCCCGUCUCUCCUCUGUCCCUUUGAGUGGAGGAUGCAGAACUUCAAGUAUCUAUGGAGGAGCUGGUGGCAUCUCUGUCUCUUCCUCUCGCUAUGCGUCUGGGGUUGGCAAUGCCCUCGGUGGUGGCUAUGGGGGCAGCAACUACUGUAGCAGCUAUGGUGGUGGUUUUGGCACUGGCUUUGGUGGAAAUCUUGGUAUGGGCUUUGGUGGAGGCUCUGUGGGCUUUGGUGGAGGCUCUGUGGGCAGUGGUGAUGUCCUUUUGACAGGAGGUGAGAAGCAAACUAUGCAGAACCUCAAUGAUCGUUUGGCUAAUUACCUGGAUAAAGUGCGGGCAUUAGAAGAAGCCAAUACCAAUUUGGAAAUUAAGAUCAAUGAGUGGUAUCAGAAGCAGGCACCUACUCCAGCCCGUGACUACAGCCACUACUUCAGAACAAUUGAAGAUCUGAAGAGCAAGAUUUUAGCAGCUUCCAUUGACAAUGCUAGUGUUCUCCUUCAGAUUGACAAUGCACGCUUGGCUGCUGAUGACUUUAGAACCAAGUUUGAAACAGAGCAAGCUCUGCGUAUGAAUGUUGAAAGUGACAUCAAUGGGCUGCGCAGAGUCUUGGAUGAACUGACCUUGUCUAGGUCAGAUCUGGAAAUGCAGAUUGAGAAUUUGAAAGAGGAACUGGCAUAUCUCAAGAAGAACCAUGAAGAGGAAAUGAAUGCUUUCGGAAACCAAGUCAGUGGAGAAAUCACUGUGGAAAUGGAUGCUGCUCCUGGUGUGGACCUGACAAAGAUUCUGGGAGAGAUGCGUGAACAGUAUGAGAUUUUGGCGGAGAAGAACCGUAGAGAUGCUGAGCAGUGGUUCUUCAGCAAGACUGAAGAGCUAAAUCGGGAAGUUGCCACCAAUACGGUACAGUUGCAGACGAGCAAGACGGAGAUCGUGGAACUGAGACGUACUAUUCAAAAUUUAGAGAUAGAUCUUCAGGCUCAACUCAGCAUGAAAUCAGCAUUGGAAGGCACAUUGGUGGACACAGAAACUCGUUAUGGUAAUCAGCUUUGCCAGAUCCAGGCUCUGAUCACCAAUGUGGAACAGGAGUUGGGCAGCCUGAGAUGUGAUAUGGAGCGCCAAAACCAUGAGUACAACGUUCUCCUUGAUGUCAAGACACGCCUAGAACAGGAGAUUGCCACCUACCGUCGUCUGCUGGAGGGAGAGGAAGCCCACAUCACCUCGCAAUACAAUGCAGCUAAACCUGGCAAAGAAGUACCAAAAACAACUCGCCAAGUCCGCAUGGUUGUUGAGGAGAUUGAAGAUGGGAAAGUAGUUUCUUCACGUGAGCAAAUCCAAAAAAAUGCAUACUGAAAAGGAUUCUACAUAUCCAAGGCAUAUCUGAAAAAGUAGUUGUAGUGCAUAUUUUUAUGUAGUCUAUAGUUUGUAUGUUUGGAUCAAAAAGGGAACAAAGUGGUACAAUUAUCCGGAUUUUUCAACAAUAAACUUGUAUGUCAGCAA
This is a messenger RNA of Pantherophis guttatus, 1639 nucleotides long. RefSeq names its product keratin, type I cytoskeletal 17-like. The record is from RefSeq and is a predicted model, not a curated record. NCBI's taxonomy places the organism in Eukaryota, Metazoa, Chordata, Lepidosauria, Squamata, Colubridae. Gene Ontology annotation, biological process: epithelial cell differentiation; intermediate filament organization. Gene Ontology annotation, molecular function: structural molecule activity. Gene Ontology annotation, cellular component: keratin filament; cytoskeleton.